ACUUCACUUCAUUGCGCGUGAUAUAACCUUCCAAAAUACAGCUGGUCCACACAAGGGUCAAGCAGUGGCACUACGAUCAGCCUCAGAUCUCUCGGUCUUUUACCGUUGUGCCAUAUCAGCUUGCAACUUGCAACUUGCUUGUGGAAGCGAUGUAAAUCUGAAAUUGUAGAACCCACCGUCAACUCUCGCCGCCACCGUCAACUCUCGCCGCCACCGUCAACUCUCUUCAACCGCCGCCACCGUCAACUCUCUGUUCAACCGCCGCCACCGUCAACUCUCUGUUCAACCGCCGCCACACAACUCGACUCUUUCUUUCUAAGGUUUUCUCUCACCCUCUCAAAUUGCACCGAAUCGUAAUUGUGUUAUCCUGAAAUUACAUUAUUGUGUAAUUGAAAUCAUUGGAAACCAUAACUAUAUGUAUUCACGAUUGCUUUCAAUUUCUUGUGUAGUUAAUUUAUGUAUCCUGAAAUCAAUUUACGAUUUCGAUGGUUUUUAUUUUCUUCAUCAUUGACAGUGUAGUGGUUGUUGUUGUUUGAUGAUUUGUGAAAGAUGAGAAAAAUGAUUAGAAGUUUUUAUUAGGUUAAACCAUAGUGAGAGUAUUCUAAAAUUCAUGUCUUAUUAUUCAGCAAUGUCAUUUAGAUUCAAUUUCUACAUCUCUGCUUAAUUUUCUUCGUCUUCCGGAUUUUAGUUUUGUGGAUAUUGGUAGGCUAGAGUGCUAUCUUUUAUGCUUGUUUAGUGCUAGAAUUAGUUAUGUUCUCAUACUAGUAUGUAUGAUAAAAAUCAAUAUAAUAUUGUAACUAGGUGAUGAAAGAUUGAAUAGCAGGUGGAAGUGAAAAUGUCUAAAUUGCAUAGAUACAAGUAUUUUCUAUGCAGUUUUUGUCUCUGAUAUACACGGCCAAGUAUAAUGUACUCUACUUAUAGUUAGCCUUGUAUUAAAUUUAUAGGAUGAAAUUUUCCGCGCAUUACCUGUUUUGUGUACAAAUUACCUUUACUCCUUUAUAAAACUUUCAUUAUUUGUGAUUGAGAAAAGCUGUUAACAUGCUUUUGUUAGGAAGUUUACUCACAAUGCUUGUUAACCUGCUCAGAAUAUAAAUAGAUUUACUCAUCAGCUCUGCACUUGUGAAGUAGUAGCAGAAAUAGAUUUACAUAGCAAAGAUUGAGACACACUAUAAUAGUGUUAGUUACUAGCUUUUUCAUUCACUCUAUUGUAUAAAUAUAUAUGUGAACUGACUGAUAACAGGUAUCUAUGGAUAAGGAAAAUGGUUUAUUUACUAUCAUGUUAUUCGUGUGAUGUUGUGCUGUGACAGUACACCAAUUUUUACUUGCGAUGGGGAAGGUGGAAGUGGUUUUGCUGCUGCUGCAGCGGCCGCUGCAGCUGGGGGUGCAUCUGGAUAUGAUUUUCGUGUGGAUCCAAACUUGGAUCCUGAAUUGGCUCUUGCCUUAAGAGUUUCAAUGGAAGAGGAAAGAGCCAGGCAGGAAGCAGCUGCCAAAAAGGCUGCAGAGGAUGCUGCCAAACAAGAGAAAGGAGGUGAGCAACAAGCCGGCUCUCAAGAUGCGACAAUGAUUGAGUGUGCCAGUACAUCAACUUCUGAAGCAGAGAAUAAGACAACUGACUUGAUGGAUGAUGAGAAUGCCCUACUGCAGCAAGCGCUUGCAAUGUCAAUGGAUGAACCCACAGUUGGCCAUGACGUAAAAGAUACAUAUAUGUCAGAAGCAUCUGUUGAUGACCCAGAGCUGGCACUAGGCUAUAACAUCCUCAGGAACCAAGAAAGGUGAACUGUUUUUGGGUGAUGUUAAUACCCAGUUGAAGAACAAAAACAUCACUACUGAUAUCAAAGUUUACACAAGUUCUAACCUUUUCACAACUAUCACUGUCAACGAACCUGCUCCUGGUGUGAAGGCUAUUUUAAGCUUCAAAGUUCCUGAGCAAACAUCUGGAAAGGUGGAACUUCAAUACUAGCACGAACAUGCUGGAAUAAGCAGCAGUGUUGGGUUGAAAGCAAACCCAAUUGUCAACUUUUCUAGCGUUAUUGGAACUAAUGCCCUUUCUGUUGGUGUUGAUCUUUCUUUUGAUACCAAACUUGGGGAGCUUACCAAAUCUAAUGCUGCUGUGAACUUUGUCAAAGAUGACUUGAUUGGGUAAUUGACUCUGUAAGUAACUGUUGCUCCUCUGUGCUUGAGUGUAUCAUUUAUUUCCCCCUAUAACAUGAAUGAUAGCCAUUACACGUGGUAGUUAUGGAGUGCUCAAAUUAAUCUAUUGACACAUUUACAAAGUUCUUAAUUAGAGGCUAUUGCAGCACUUCAGUAUAGCAGAAUUUGAACAAAAUGCUAUUGUUUUGUAAUGUGCUAUUUAGAAGCAUAUGGUAGAGGAGGAAGGCAGCUCACAUGAUUCUCAAGCCACCAAAGAUUCUACAAGCUGGAAGAAUGAUGCUUAUUCAAAGGUUAAAGGACCUGAAAAGAGAGGACGAGUGCGUUGUCUUGGCAAGCUUCCCCGGCAUGCUAGUUCUAGCUUGGAAAUCUAGUUUCUGUUCUUCAAAUGCGGUUUUCUUUUCUGAAGAUCCACAAAUUAACGAGGUCUUACGAGCUAUAGCUGAAGAGGUUUGAUUUUGUGUCACCUAUUGACCACAAUUUAGAUUCAAAUAUAUGAAAGUGAAGAUACAUUACCAUUCAAAAUUGUAGAUACAUGAAAGCUGGUGCUUAUGGUGCUUCUGUUGAAUCCUCUUGAAUAUUUUACUUGGUCAUUGAUUAGAUUCAUACAAAAUAGUGGUUUUUCUAGUUAUACUUAUUCAAACAGAAAAUAAGAAAAUGUAGUUGAAAUUCUUUGUUACUAUAUUGAAAUAUUUGAAUUUAAUUGAAA
Molecule: messenger RNA, 2857 nt
Organism: Vicia villosa (hairy vetch)
Lineage: Eukaryota; Viridiplantae; Streptophyta; Magnoliopsida; Fabales; Fabaceae
Product: 26S proteasome non-ATPase regulatory subunit 4 homolog
Exons: 6
Coding region: 1291-1776 (161 amino acids)
Biological process (GO): proteasome-mediated ubiquitin-dependent protein catabolic process
Cellular component (GO): nucleus; proteasome regulatory particle, base subcomplex; cytosol
Molecular function (GO): polyubiquitin modification-dependent protein binding
Source: RefSeq, a predicted model, not a curated record